This is a messenger RNA of Schistosoma spindalis, 2825 nucleotides long. The record is from the annotation of a GenBank genome assembly. Lineage: Eukaryota; Metazoa; Platyhelminthes; Trematoda; Strigeidida; Schistosomatidae.
GGGGUUCGUUAACAUUUUCCAAAUGUAGCGUUACAAAUGUUCAGCGACCUCCCUGUUGAAUUACUGCAAUAUAUUUUUAUGUUACUCUCUCCUUGUACUGAUUUACUCACAGUACUCAAUGUCUGCAAACGAUGGAGAGAGGUUGGUCAGAGCGUCUUCAAGCUGCGUGAAAGUCUUAGUCUAUCUGCGUUUAAAAUGCAGAGGCCAUUGCAAUGGGUAUCUCCACAACUAGCUACCUGUACAGAACGUUUCAAACACACAUCCCCAUCCAAGAGGUUUGGAGCAACUAUCAUAUUGAAAGGGCAACUAUUGUAUGUUUUUGGUGGUGCUACAAAGGAACUAACCGCCUUUAAUGAUUUAUGGACCUAUGAUUUAUCCACCUUCAGCUGGCAGCGUCUGAUUGGUAAAGGUCAGUUUACUUUCUACUCAGACUUUAGUGCUGUCAAAUGAUAUAUUUGCUCAGUUAAGGGGUUAGUUUUCUUUCACAUACCGUGUUCGGAUUCCAUUUAGGGUAAGAUUUUGGUGCGAGACUAACAUUUAUGAACGAGCCAAUCAGAUUUGCGAUGACAGAUCUUAGAUUUCAGCACGAAAUUUCUUAUCCACUAGACUAAAUAGCAUCUUGGCACUUUAAAUUAUGUGAGCUACCAACGCCAAGAGCACAUGCUAAAGGUGGUUUUAUUGGAAAUCUACUUUAUCUGUACGGAGGUUGUCAAAGCUUUCAUAGGGCGGGAUCGGAACAUACGGGCCGUAUGGAUUGGUUAACUGAGUUGAAUAGUUUUGAUAUUUCAACAAUGCAUUGGUCACGUAUGCCGUUAUACGAAGUAAACCACUUAAGUCCUGUAUCACCACCUGCUAUUGCCGGCCAGUCUGGAUGCUUUCUCCCUAAAGGUGGAGUAGGUGAACCUAGUGUAUUGGUUUUAUUCGGAGGAAUGUGUCAAUCUCUUGGAUUGUGCGUUAACUACCUAUUUGUAAUAUCUCCGGAAAAUAGUUGUUGGAUUUCACUUUCUGAUACACCGGAUAAUUGUCAAGGUGACUGGCCAUCUGGGCGCUGUGGUCAUUCAACUUGUGCUCUUGAUUCAAAUAGAAUGCUUUUGUUAUUUGGGAAUUUGGAAUCACCCUUGGCCACUGAUCAUUCUGUGCGUCGACAACAAGGAAUGUCAGUUAAUCCUAAUUCGAGUAAUGAUUCUGAAUCUACUUCUAGUACGCUUAACUAUCAUGGUCGACCGGCGAGAGAUGUAUGGAUACUUACACGUUGUUCACCAAAUAUUGGUCAAGAAUGGUUUGAAGUAAGUUGGUUCUGGACCAAAGUUCAAUGUUCUGAGGGUAUCCCUGGAUGCCCACCGAUAGACUUUUAUCAUGCAACUGCGAUUUCACUUCCAUAUCGUGAAGACAGUAAGUCACAGUUGUUGACAAAAGACAGUAAUUUUAUCUCUGUACCGAGUGACAACGUUGGUACAAAUCACUCAAUUGUACACAAUGUCUAUACUGUUGUUGUCAUCAGUCAACCUACCACAGCAUUAUUGGAUGAGGCAGCUAAACAGCGCAAAUAUUGGCAUCGCAUGAAACUCAACUCCGAAUUAAACAGUGUAACUUUUCAAAAUAAUUCGGUAGGUGAAGAUUCUCGUACGUCAGAUGAUGAUGUUAAUGACGAGGAUGAGGAGCAGCGUAAACAUUGUAAUUCAGCUGAUAUCACUGAUCGUGAAUCGACUGGGAUCCUGCAACUCCCAUCAUCUAGGCGUGCAAAUUACAGACGUGCACGGAGACUUGAAGCUUUAGCUAUUCAAGAACGAAGGCUGUUUGGAGCACGUAACCUAGUCCCUAAUGAAGUUAAUACAUCAUCAUUUGCUCGAUCAUUUUCUUCAAAUCAGAAUUCAUCCAAUCAUAACCAGUAUCCUUCUAACCACGUAAAACUUGAAUGUGCUUAUCGUCCUUUGGCUCUGUAUACACUCAACAUUGUAUACUCUCAUUCUGAUGCAUCAUAUAGUUCUAAAACUAAAAUUCACUUCACAGAAAAUAAGGCUAAAGGUGUUUGGUUGGCACCUGUCAAACAAAAUUAUCUAGAUCUUUAUUCCGCACCACCUGAAUGCUUAGGUUUUUCAUGUGCUUUUGGUCAUGGUUGUUUAUUUCUUUUUGGUGGUUUGACUGACUCAGACGAUAUUAGACCAAAUGAAAAUGUGAAUGCAUUUCACCCAUUAAUUAAUGGAUCGCAAAAUCGUAAUGAUAAUGACCUGUAUCAACGACAUAAUAAUUCAUCAACUUUACAAUCGUCCAGGUCUUCAGUAUUAAAUGGAUCUCUUACACAAGGACAUCUUGUUUCUUGUGUAAAUCAUUCACCAGAUACAAUUUAUCCCAAUCCUUUAGGUACCGCUCAGUUUUUCAUUCUUCGUGCACGUGCACUUGCUGGUACUAUAAUUUAAUUUGGCCAUUGUUUAUUUCGAUUGAUCCAGGCUAUUCCACCUUUAUGUACUGUAGUACACUGAGUUAUUUAGUUUUCUCAAUGUGAAUUGGCUCGUAAAAUGUACAUAAAUUAUUCUGUGGUUGUAAAUAUAUUGCUAUUCUUUACAUACAGUUACGUUGUGUUUAACAUGCACAUACAUAAACUUCUCAUCAACUAAGAAUUAUUACAUCACUUACACUUUGAUUCUACUGUGGUCUACUUUUCAUUCAAAUUUUAUUUUCUACCAAAAUUGUAAAUUUAAACUAGCCAUAGUUGUUUUCUCUUUUUCUUGAUACCGAUUGUCUUACUGCUCUGGAAAUUUCAAGCUUCUACUGACAUCGAUCGAUACUGUUAAUGUAUUAUAAUAAACGGUGGAUUUUCUUAGUGG